This is a messenger RNA of Daphnia magna, 2368 nucleotides long. It is a transcript of the gene TM9SF4, whose product is annotated as transmembrane 9 superfamily member 4. The transcript is spliced from 8 exons. Gene Ontology annotation, cellular component: membrane. Bases 305 to 2203 code for a protein of 632 amino acids. Lineage: Eukaryota; Metazoa; Arthropoda; Branchiopoda; Diplostraca; Daphniidae. The record is from RefSeq and is a predicted model, not a curated record. Gene Ontology annotation, biological process: protein localization to membrane.
UCCCUUUAGGCAAUUCUGUCAAAACUACGUUAAGUGCUGUGUCUGCUAGUUGAACUUGUCGAUUUGUCAUUAAAGUUUAUCUUUGAAGUGCAUAUUUCUGAAAGCAGAGCGGUAGAUUAGCUGGUCGUUAUGGGAAAACUAUAGUCAGCGUUCAAGUUAUCUAAUAAAUACGAAAAGAGUCAAUGUACGUGAAAAAUUUCACGGUAUAACGCAAAGAAGCUCGCCACGUCAUUGAAUAAGUGUGUUCACACCGGUCUGUCCAGUUGUCACAACUUACAGAAUUGUGAUCUGUUGCACAGUGAAAAUGUCCAUGUAUUAUAUUAGCGCCUUCCCUAGGAUCUUUCUCUCCUUUAUUUUGUUUUCAUUAGUAAUUGGAAGAAGUGUUGGCUUCUAUAUCCCUGGUGUAGCUCCUGUAGAAUUCAAAAGUGGAGAUACAAUUGAAGUCAAAGCAAUCAAGUUGACCAGCACACAUACCCAGCUCCCAUAUGCCUACUACAGCCUUCCCUUCUGUCGUCCAAAAAAUGAUAAAUUUGAAUUUAAAUCGGAGAACCUGGGAGAAGUCCUAAGAGGAGACAGGAUUGUUAACACUCCCUAUGAAGUGAAGAUGUUGAAAGAUAUUAAAUGUAAGCUACUGUGCCAUAACCCUGAAACACCAAUGACUUGGGAAGAAUCCAUGGCCAAGGAUGUUAUCAGCAAAAUUGAACAUGAAUAUUUUGUUCAUCUGUUGGUUGAUAAUUUACCCUGCGCAACACGGGUAGUUAACCAAGAUUCAGAAAAUAUUCAGUAUGAGCAUGGUUAUAGGCUUGGUUUCCUUCACAAUCAAAAUGUUGCCUUGAAUAACCAUUUGAAAAUUAUUCUUCAUUAUCACAGUGAAGACUCAAAAAACUAUCGAGUUGUGAGGUUCGAAGUUGAAACACGUAGCGUGGCUCAUGAAGAUAUAAAGUUUAACGAGGAUACCUGUGAAUUUUCUGAUAACGCUCGCCCGCAGUACAUCAGCCGUGUGGGCAAAUCCAAGUUGUUCUUCACUUAUUCAGUUGAAUGGAAACAAUCGGAUGUAAGAUGGGCCUCCCGCUGGGACUCUUACUUAGCCAUGAGUGACGUGCAGAUCCAUUGGUUCUCGAUUGUUAAUUCACUGAUCGUUGUGUUUUUCCUUUCGGGAAUCCUGACAAUGAUCAUUAUCCGGACUCUUCGGCGUGAUAUUGCAAAGUACAACCAAGACGACAGUAAUGAUGAAACGAUGGAGGAAUCUGGUUGGAAACUUGUCCAUGGAGACGUUUUUCGCCCUCCGAGAUAUCCUAAACUCUUUGCUGCCGUAAUCGGCAGCGGUAUCCAAAUUUUCUGCAUGGCAGUUGUGAUUUUGUUUUUUGCCAUGCUCGGUAUGCUCUCGCCGGCAUCUCGUGGGGCCCUUAUGACGGCUGCCAUUUUCCUUUAUGUUUUUAUGGGGUUAAUUGCAGGAUAUCACUCCGGACGACUAUACAAAACCAUGAAAGGGAAAGAAUGGAAACGUGCUGCAUUUCUCACUGCAAUCCUUUAUCCUGGCUUUAUGGCAGCAAUGGGCUUUUUCCUCAAUUGUUUCAUCUGGGGGAAACACAGCAGUGGAGCUGUACCCUUUACUACAAUGCUCAAGCUGUUAUGCUUGUGGCUCUUUAUUUGUUUCCCCUUGGUUUUCGUCGGUUAUUACUUUGGUUAUCGAAAAGCACCUUUUGAGCAGCCUGUAAGGACUAACCAAAUUCCAAGACAAGUCCCAGAACAAGUCUGGUAUAUGAAUCCGAUUCUUUGUUCUUUGAUGGCCGGUAUUCUUCCAUUUGGUGCCAUGUUUAUUGAGCUAUUUUUCAUUUUCACCGCCAUUUGGGAGAAUCAAUUCUAUUACUUGUUUGGAUUCCUUUUCUUGGUUUUCAUCAUACUGGCCAUCUCGUGUUCGCAAAUUGCCAUCGUUAUGGUCUACUUUCAACUUUGUGGAGAGGAUUAUAAUUGGUGGUGGCGCAGUUUUAUAGUUUCCGGUGGAUCUGCCAUUUACGUAUUUGCGUAUGCAGUGUUCUACUUUGUAACGCAAUUGGAGAUAACUGAGUUUACGCCUACCCUUCUUUACUUUGGAUAUACUGCACUCAUGUGCUUCACGUUUUGGCUUUUAACCGGUACAAUCGGUUUCUAUGCUGCUCACUUUUUCGUGCGAAGAAUUUACGCCGCAGUUAAAAUUGAUUAAUACUACUUUUGUUUGAUUUAUGGUACCAAAAACAGACUUUCGAUUAAGUCAAUUUAAUAGAUGAAUACGUGGUACAUUGUAACAAAACGCAGAGCAUUCAAACUGUUGUGUCCAUUUUGUCCGUACCAUCGUUAAUCUCCAAUAAACGUGGCCCGUAAAGAAGUA